Messenger RNA from Rhododendron vialii, 1200 nucleotides. RefSeq names its product F-box/kelch-repeat protein At3g23880-like. Bases 1 to 1200 code for a protein of 399 amino acids. The transcript has a single exon. The record is from RefSeq and is a predicted model, not a curated record. Lineage: Eukaryota; Viridiplantae; Streptophyta; Magnoliopsida; Ericales; Ericaceae. Gene Ontology annotation, molecular function: protein binding.
AUGCAUGGAUCUUUCGACCAUGCAACAAUCCUUGUAUUGUUGGUAUGCUCCAGAUUCCUUCAGCAGCAAGAAAACAUUCCAGAACGAAGACACAUUCCAGAACAAAUCGUCCUCGAAAUCUUGUCGCGACUACCAGUCCAGUAUCUACUGCAAUUCCGUUGCGUUUGCAAGGUAUGGAAAUCUUUGAUCUCCGAUCCUAAAUUCACCCUUUCGGCCCAAAAGCACCACCUAGCCAUUAAAGGUCGCUACUUAUACUCCAUAUCUCUAUCGAGGAGGAGAUAUCCUCGUGUCAGACCGUUGCUUAUUUACGAUGACGAGAGCGCGUCAGAGCGGUUGAAGAUCUUGGGUUCGUGUAAUGGCUUGUUUCUCGUCAUCCAUUACACCGAUUUCUAUUUGUGGAACCCUUCCAUAAGGCAAUCUGCCAUAGUUCUUUCGCUCAGGACGGACGAGUGGCCUAAGGACUUUUCUCUUGAUGCGUGUGCGUAUCCAUCUGGACUUUGUUAUGACUCAUUCACAGAUGAUUACAAGGCAGUAAUGGCGAAUGAAUUAGGAGAGGUCACUGUUGUUAGUUUUAAAAGAAAACUCUGGGCCACCACGACUUUACACUUCGUUGACAAGGGCAAUGGAUAUAUAUCACUUCCUGGACCCAAUGUGAAUGGAAAGUUGCACUGGGCAAUCGCUAAAUUUGGAAAUAAUCAUGUCACGUCUUUCAAUCCGCUUACGGACGAAUUUGAAGAAUUGCCAAUGCCACUUCUGCCAAACAAUGGAGAAGGAGAGCCUGUUAUAAAUGGUUUGGGAGUUUUAGACGGAUGUCUUUGUAUGGCACGCUGUGUGACUCGUGAAAGUGGUGCUGAGGACGUUGGACCCGGCUUCUUUGAGUUGUUAGUGAUGAAGGAAUACGGCGUAGGAGACUCAUGGACUAGGAUUUUGAACGUGUCUAAGGAUUUCACGAGUUUGUCACUCGGGACUUUGGUGCCAUUGUGCUUUACAAGCGAGGGAGAAAUUGUUAUUUCAGUGGCUCAUUUAGACAAAUUAUGUGCAUACAAUCUCGAGGACAAGUCAGAAAGAGAGAUUAGUGUCCCAUGCGAAGGUCCUAUAACAUAUCAAACUUCAUACACGGAGAGUUUGGUUUCACCCGAAGCCUAUGGCCAUGAGGAAGAUUGGAUUGUUGAAGCGCCAGAUUUCUUGAAAAGGGAAUGA